AUGUUCGCCGCCGCCCGCCCCUCGGUGCUCCGCUCAGCUCGCGCCCAGCUCCGCCAGUCCCAGACGCAGUCGCAGUCGCACGCCGCAUGGGCACGACUGGCCUCGACGCUCGCCGUCCUCGAGGCCAAAGAGGGCAAGCUCAACAUCGCCUCGCUCGCCGCCAUCACCGCCGGCACCAAGCUCGGUGGCUCCGUCACAGCCUUUGUCGCCGGAAGUGCGGGCAAGGCCCUUGCUGAGCAGGCGGGCAAGGCUCAGGGCAUCGAGAAGGUCAUCUACGUCGACAACGCCGCAUACGACAGGGGGCUCGCCGAGAACUGGGCGCCGCUGCUGGUCGACAACAUCAAGAAGGGCGGCUACACCCACGUCCUGACCGGCCACUCUGCCUUUGGCAAGAACCUGAUGCCGCGCGUUGCCGCCCUGCUCGAUGUCCAGCAGAUCUCCGACAUCACAGCCAUCGAGAGCGAGGACACAUUCGUUCGCCCCAUCUACGCCGGCAACGCCAUCAUGACCGUCCAGUCGAGCGACACCACCAAGAUCAUCACCGUCCGCGGCACCGCCUUCCCCGCCCCCGAUCCCGAGGGAGGCUCGGCCGCAGUAGAGGAAGGCACAGACCCCAAGGCCGAGUGCCCGACAGAAUGGGUGUCGGAGGAUCUCGCCAAGUCGGACCGUCCCGACCUCGGCUCAGCAACCAAGGUCGUCUCUGGAGGCCGUGGGCUGAAGUCCAAGGAGGAGUUCGACAAGCUCAUGCCCCCGCUGGCGGACGCGCUGGGUGCUGCCAUCGGUGCUUCGCGCGCCGCUGUCGACAGUGGCUUCGCCGACAACAGCUUGCAGGUCGGACAGACGGGAAAGAACGUGGCACCGCAGCUGUACCUUUGCGCCGGCAUUUCUGGCGCCAUCCAGCACCUGGCUGGCAUGAAGGACAGCAAGGUUAUUGCCGCCAUCAACAAGGACCCUGACGCGCCCAUCUUCCAAGUUGCCGACGUGGGUCUCGUAGGCGACCUGUUCGACAAGGUCCCAGAACUGACCGAAAAGCUGAAGCAGUAG
Messenger RNA from Ascochyta rabiei, 1044 nucleotides. Its product is annotated as Electron transfer flavoprotein alpha-subunit. Gene Ontology annotation, molecular function: electron transfer activity; flavin adenine dinucleotide binding. Bases 1 to 1044 code for a protein of 347 amino acids. Gene Ontology annotation, cellular component: mitochondrion. NCBI's taxonomy places the organism in Eukaryota, Fungi, Ascomycota, Dothideomycetes, Pleosporales, Didymellaceae. The record is from RefSeq and is a predicted model, not a curated record. The transcript is spliced from 3 exons.